GAAUGUGCCCAGCUGGACGGGGCAGGAGAGUCUGGCCGAAAGCGACCCCGAGAUGUGGACCCUGGUCCAGAAAGAGAAGGAUCGGCAGUGCCGGGGUCUGGAGCUCAUUGCCUCUGAGAAUUUCUGUAGCCGGGCAGCACUGGAAGCCCUGGGCUCCUGCCUCAACAACAAGUACUCGGAGGGAUACCCUGGCAAGAGGUACUAUGGGGGGGCUGAGGUGGUGGACCAGAUAGAGUUGCUGUGUGAGCAGCGGGCUCUGGAGGCGUUUGACCUGGAUCCUGCCCGCUGGGGUGUCAACGUUCAGCCCUACUCAGGGUCUCCAGCCAACUUUGCAGCCUACACAGCCCUGCUGCAGCCCCACGACCGCCUGAUGGGGCUGGACCUGCCCGAUGGGGGCCACCUCACACAUGGGUACAUGUCAGACGUCAAGAGAAUCUCAGCAACAUCCAUCUUCUUCGAGUCGAUGCCCUACAAACUUGACCCAGCCACAGGGCUGAUUGAUUAUGACCAGCUGGAGGUGACAGCACGGCUCUUCCGUCCUCGUCUGGUCAUUGCUGGCACCAGUGCCUAUGCCCGCCUCAUUGACUAUGCUCGCAUGAAGAAGGUGUGCGAGGAGGUGAAGGCAUACCUGCUGGCAGACAUGGCGCACAUCAGCGGGCUGGUGGCAGCCAAGGCCAUCCCUUCACCCUUCGAGCAUGCGGACCUGGUCACCAGUACCACGCAUAAGACCCUGCGUGGUGCCAGGUCAGGACUGAUCUUCUACCGCAAGGGUGUGCGCUCAGUGGAUAAGAAGACGGGCAAGGAAACGCUCUACGACCUGGAGGACAGGAUCAACUUUGCUGUCUUCCCCUCCCUGCAGGGGGGCCCCCACAACCACGCCAUUGCUGCUGUGGCCGUGGCCCUCAAACAGGCCAGCUCGCCAGCUUUCCGCCAGUACUGCCAGCAGGUGCUGAAGAAUGCCAAAGCCAUGGCACAGGCGCUGCUUCAGCGUGGGUACACCCUGGUGUCAGGUGGCACCGACAACCACCUGGUGCUGGUGGACCUGCGGCCCAAGGGCAUGGAUGGCGCGCGGGCUGAGCGGGUGCUGGAGCUUGUUUCCAUCACUGCCAACAAGAACACGUGCCCAGGGGACAAGAGCGCGCUCACGCCAGGGGGGCUGCGCCUGGGUGCCCCCGCGCUGACCUCCCGCCAUUUCCAUGAGGAAGAUUUCCAGAAAGUCGUGGCUUUCAUUGACGAGGGCAUCGCACUGGCUCUGGACGUCAAGAGCAAAACCAGCAAGCUCCAGGAGUUCAAGACCUUCUUGCUGCAGGACGCGGAGACGCAGCGCCGCUUGGCUGACCUGCGCCAGCGCGUGGAGACCUUUGCUCGUGCCUUCCCCAUGCCUGGCUUCAGUGACCACUGA
Molecule: messenger RNA, 1402 nt
Organism: Phaethon lepturus (White-tailed tropicbird)
Lineage: Eukaryota; Metazoa; Chordata; Aves; Phaethontiformes; Phaethontidae
Gene: SHMT2
Product: serine hydroxymethyltransferase 2 (mitochondrial)
Exons: 11
Biological process (GO): tetrahydrofolate interconversion; regulation of oxidative phosphorylation; L-serine catabolic process
Cellular component (GO): mitochondrial inner membrane; BRISC complex; mitochondrial matrix
Molecular function (GO): protein homodimerization activity; zinc ion binding; mRNA 5'-UTR binding
Source: RefSeq, a predicted model, not a curated record